Molecule: messenger RNA, 4572 nt
Organism: Aethalodelphis obliquidens (Pacific white-sided dolphin)
Lineage: Eukaryota; Metazoa; Chordata; Mammalia; Artiodactyla; Delphinidae
Gene: MYRFL
Product: myelin regulatory factor like
Exons: 25
Coding region: 1645-4377 (910 amino acids)
Biological process (GO): positive regulation of DNA-templated transcription; protein autoprocessing
Cellular component (GO): endoplasmic reticulum membrane; nucleus
Molecular function (GO): DNA-binding transcription factor activity; sequence-specific DNA binding
Source: RefSeq, a predicted model, not a curated record
AUGUUUUUAAAAACAUGUCCAUUGUUUAAGUCUCUUCAAAUCCCAGCUCUUUAUGACACCUUUCCAGAUCUUCCCAGAUGAAAUUAACCUUUCCUUCCUCUGUUUUCUUGGGAUGUUUUCCCCAGCUCUUAUCAGAGUCUGCCUUUUUCCCCAGCUCUUAUCAGAGUUAUAGUUCCUUGUAUUUUUCUCAUGCCCUACAUUUGAGCCUAUGGAGGGCAGGGACCAUAAUUUACACAUCUUUUUAUUUCCUGCACCCAGCAGAGAGUUUAGCACAAGUUGAACUGAAACAAAUAGAAAAUCUAUUUCUUGAAGCAACUUAAUGACUUGUCCUUAAAGAUCUGGGGUCCAAUAUAACUUUCAAAAUAGGAUUCUAAGCCUCUUUUUUUCCCCAGGAUAAAAUUAAUUUUUUUGUUUAAACAGUUUAUAUGUGUGAAGUUUUAAAAUACUUAUUGGGAAGUAUACCACAUCACCCAUACCAAUUCUAACAAAAAUGAAAUAAUCUGACAAAUGCAGAAUGUGGGACAUUAUAUAAGACAGUGCUCCAGGACUGUUAAACAAGUGUCAAUGUUAUAAAAACCAACCAACCAAAAAUGACAAGGAUAUAUAUAUAUAUAGAGAGAGAGAGAGAGAGAGAGAGAGAGAGAGAGAGAGACAAAAAGCAAAAGUGAGAAAAUAUUAGCAAUUAGUAAAUCUAGAUGAAGAGUAUAGGGUAUUUCAUGGUACUAUUCUUUGAGUUCUUCUAUAGGUUAAAAAAUUUCAAAGUAAAAAGUUGGGGAAAAAGGAAACAGGAAGGAGCUGAAAGGACUAGUUUAAUUUCCUAACUGUAUUCCUUUUAGUAUAUUAUUAGAUAAGUUAAUAGCUAAAUAGUGAAAACAAAACAUUUAUUUGGGUAUACCUUUAUAUUUAGGAGUAAAACCAGCUAGGAGUGAACCACAUAGUUGGUUGUAAGAAUUACUAAAUCAGAAACGCAGUUUUAUUGCUCAUUAGAGGGACUUCUCAUACUUUAUGCUUUCUACUUUCAAAGAAAAUAAACUGGAGGAAAUGGAUGAGGUGCGUAUCAAGGAAUUUUUUUCACUGCGAGUAGAUUUGGAAAUAUUUAACAAAUCCUAACUUUUCAUUAUCACAAGCCUCGGUAUCUAUGAAAGUGAUUAUAUUGAUUUGCCCUCUUUCUCUAGGUGAAAAAAACCCCCCUAUAUCUUUGCUAGGCUGUAGCUAAAUCGAUCUGGUUGAUGGAGGCAGAGAAAUAAAUAUAUUGGUGUAAAAGGACAAAUAGGAGAUAAGGCUAUGUAUUUAUUGCCCAUUUAUGUAAUUACAUGUGUCACUAAGGACAAAGGUCCUUAAAACAAAGACGAAAGGCAGAGUAGAAACAGUUCCCUAUAGAAAGAGAGAUGGAUUUUCUACCACUUCCCUCUUCAUGAAUUUUUCUUUUGCGUGGUUACAUAUCCUUCUGGUUUUAUGAUCAAAUUUGAAAACUUAACCAUCUUUUUGGGCACAGUUUGAUGGCUGAAGAUAUGCUUCACUCCAAUAAAAAGAAAAUGAACAUUUUUCAAGAGCAUUCGUAGGCUUCGAGCUGAGAGGACAGCACUUAGUUCCUGAGGUCUGAUAAUCAUUCUGUGCGGAAGUAACUACCAGGACCACGGCACCAUGGAUGUGGUAGGCGAAAACGAGGCCCUACAGCAGUUCUUCGAAGCUCAAGGGGCCAGUGGCACUCUGGGGAACCCGACGCUGGAUACAAGUCUGCUGGAGGAAUUCUUGGGCAAUGAUUUUGAUUUGGCGGCCUUGCAACGCCAGCUCCCAGAUACCCCACCCUAUUCUGCGUCAGACUCCUGCUCUCCUCCACAGGUCAAAGGUGCUUGCUGCCCGACUCUGACACCUGCCGCCGGGGGGAUGCCAGCUGCUUUCCUCCUCUCAGCAGCUGCUCCUGGGAUGCUGCCUGCACACCUGCCGCAGGGCUCGUCUGAGAUGAGCGACUCUGCUCAUUCCCACAGUGCCUUUCACAACUGCUACCCAGACGCCCGUCAUCUCAGGACCCCUCUGGACAAGUCUGUGUCCUCCCAUCUGGGAACUGGUUGUUCUUACCAUCCGCAGCCUCUGUGCCACAGUCCUGGACCCUCAUUGCCACCGACCAAGAAGAGAAAGUGCACACAGGCGCUGGAAGACUCCGGGGACUGUCACGUGUGGGCCCACCACUCCAGACCAAUGACAAGUAGGAGUCACAGCAGCGAAGUGCAAGACCACGACAGUGAGAGACAGAACAUGAUGCCUGUGGACCAGUGCUCUCCUGCUUUGAAGUGGCAGCCAUACCGAAGCGUUCCUUGGCAUAGUUUAUUCAACAGUCAAUAUGAAAAACUACCUGAUAUAGGCUAUCGAGUUGUUACAGACAAAGGAUUUAAUUUUUCACCAGCAGAUGAAGCUUUUGUUUGCCAAAAGAAGAACCACUUUCAGAUCACCAUCCACAUCCAAGUUUGGGGAAGCCCCAAAUUUGUCAAAACCCAAAUGGGUCCAAAGCCAAUAGAAAUGUUCUACUUGAAAGCUUUUGGGAUUAAGGUAGAGGCCACCAAUCAGAUAAUUGCUAUUGAACAGUCCCAAGCAGAUAGAAGCAAAAAGAUUUUCAAUCCUGUUAAAAUCGACCUGUUGGCCGACCAGGUAACCAAAGUAACGCUGGGCCGGUUACACUUCAGCGAAACCACGGCAAAUAACAUGAGAAAGAAGGGAAAGCCAAACCCUGACCAGAGAUACUUCAUGUUGGUGGUCGGACUGUAUGCUGCUAACCAAGACCAGUUCUACCUGUUGUCUGCUCACGUCUCUGAACGGAUCAUUGUAAGGGCCUCCAACCCUGGGCAAUUUGAAAAUGACAUUGAUGCAUUAUGGCAGCGAGGACAAGUUCCAGAAUCUGUUGUUUGUCAUGGUCGAGUGGGCAUAAACACAGAUGCACCGGACGAAGCCCUGGUUGUCUGUGGCAACAUGAAAGUGAUGGGGACGAUUAUGCAUCCCUCUGACAGCCGGGCGAAGCAGAACAUCCAGGAGGUUGACACAAAUGAACAGCUGAGAAGAAUAGCCCAAAUGAGGAUUGUCGAAUACGACUACAAGCCUGAAUUCGCAUCUGCGAUGGGAAUAAACACUGCCCAUCAAACAGGGAUGAUCGCCCAGGAGGUGCGAGAGAUCCUGCCCAGAGCCGUGAGGGAGGUUGGCCAUGUCACCUGUGAAAACGGAGAGAUGCUGGAGAACUUCCUCAUGGUGGAUAAGGACCAGAUCUUUAUGGAAAAUGUGGGUGCAGUGAAGCAGCUUUGCAAACUAACCAACAACCUUGAAGAAAGAAUAGAAGAGUUAGAAAUAUGGAACAGAAGACUGGCCAGGCUGAAGCGGCUCAGUAGUUGGAAGUCCUCUGCCAGUGAAGUGAGCUCGAUCAGCAAAUGUAGCAGAGCUCUUAGUGCAUCUUCUCCAAAAAGGACCAUUCCCAAAAAACCCAGCAAGGUUUCUUUUUCAGGAAAAAAACAGUCGUGUCCCAAUUGGGUUUUCCAGACCUUGGUUAUAACUCUCAUUGCUGUGAUGGCAUUUUGUGGCUUGACAAUAGUCUCCCUUUACAUACUUAGCUUAAAAGAUCAAGACCGAUGUACCCCAAGUCUCCCUUUGAGCAACCUCACCAGCUCCCAGGAUCCGGCUCUGCCACCCACAGCUUCCCCCUUGGCACCUAAUACAUCUGUGGCAACCACACAACCUCCCUUCCAAGUACCAGAGAUCACUUUCUGUGCGAUCCUGCCAUGUCAGGAGACUUACUGCUGUCCCAACUGGGGAACAAGAAGAGUCCUCUCAAGCCCUGUGCAAAGACAGCCCAAGGAGAAGGAGCCCCAUCAGAGGCCAUGGGCAGGAGACAGGAGCACAUCAUUCUUGGCAGGACAGGCGCUAACCAACCUUGACUGGGGGAGUGACUGGAUUGAUACAACCAUCAGUUCUAUUCAGAUUAUGGAAAUCCAGCAAAUAAUAGAUCGUCGGUAUUGCAGUAGAAGCCUCCAGUGCGGGUCUGGAAAUUACAAUUACCAUAUUCCUGUUAAUAAGUACACACCUACCAAUGUCAAAUUCUCUCUGGAAAUCAACACAACAGAGCCAUUGAUAGUCUUCCAGUGCAAGUUCACCCUUGGAAGUAUGUGUUUCCAUAGUAAAAGGGAAGCCAAAGGCAUGCAAAGCCACCAAGAAGUCUCCCAGGAGAUGACACAGGGAUAUCAGCACAUUUGGAGCCUCCCUGCAGCCCCGUUCUUUGACAGCGCAUACCAUUUCCGGGUAGCUGCGCCGGAUUUAGCUGACUGUUCAACGGAUCCUUAUUUUGCUGGGAUAUUCUUUACAGACUACUUCUUUUACUUCUAUCGACACUGUGUCUAAUUUAUUCAAGUUUGUUUGGGGACUUUACCAAAGAAAAAUACUCAAAUACAGUUAACGGAAACUUACAACCUCUUGCAACUUCUUUCUUCUCUUUGUAAAACAUUCACAUUUAUUGCCAAAGGGCUUUUUCCAGGCUUUGGCUUCCAACAGUUUUGAGACAUUAAUGAGGAGAAUAAAGUGUUUGCUGGAACUUGA